This is a messenger RNA of Pseudophryne corroboree (corroboree frog), 501 nucleotides long. RefSeq names its product glucose-6-phosphate isomerase-like. The coding region runs from base 1 to 501 and encodes 166 amino acids. Gene Ontology annotation, molecular function: glucose-6-phosphate isomerase activity; monosaccharide binding; carbohydrate derivative binding. Lineage: Eukaryota; Metazoa; Chordata; Amphibia; Anura; Myobatrachidae. The transcript has 6 exons. Gene Ontology annotation, biological process: glucose 6-phosphate metabolic process; glycolytic process; gluconeogenesis. The record is from RefSeq and is a predicted model, not a curated record. Gene Ontology annotation, cellular component: cytosol.
AUGGCGCUGGCGGCCAGCGCGUUCAAACUGCACUUUCUCCACUCGAAUGUGGCGUCCUGCCCCAGCACAAUUUCCGCAUAUUGGACCCGCAUAAUCCCUUGGGACUUCCUCAUCCCAAUACAGACUCAGAAUCUCAUCCGGAACGGGCUGCAUCACAAGAUCCUCUUAGCCAACUUCCUGGCACAGACGGAGGCUCUCAUGAAGGGCAAAUCCACAGAAGAAGCCAAGGCAGAACUGCAGGCCUCUGGUCUGAGUGGAGAGGUGCUGGAUAAGUUGCUGCCACACAAGGUCUUUGAAGGAAACCGACCAACUAAUUCUAUUGUGUUCACCAAACUCAAUCCAUUCAUACUGGGAUCUCUAAUAGCUGGAAAUAUCCAUAAUGGAGUUUCCCAUGUGAAGUUUUUGCUGUUUCCCCUCCUAAAAUACUUGUGCAUUUACAUUUCUCUGAGGACAUUAAAUGGGAGGAUAGAUGGGCAGACCGUCCAUCUUACAUCCAGAUGA